This is a messenger RNA of Cercopithifilaria johnstoni, 651 nucleotides long. The record is from the annotation of a GenBank genome assembly. Lineage: Eukaryota; Metazoa; Nematoda; Chromadorea; Rhabditida; Onchocercidae.
AUGGGACGUACAAAGGGUUCCGAAGCAGGUAAUUUGUCGGUUACAAAGCGUGGCAUGAAAGGUAGCAAAGAUCGCGGAGUUUCGGUAACUGCAAAAAGUGGCUUCGAUGGGCCAUUGAAUGCUCCAUGGCGUAAAACAGUAUCCAUCUUCAAGCAACCUGUUACGUUGGUACAUACGACAAGUCGUGAAACGAAGAAUCCCACAAAUGAGCAGUUACGACGUGUUUGUGCAUCAAGUAAUAUGAGAAAUAAGGUUGAUAAACCACGACAGUUAUAUUGGGCUAAAUCAUUAGAAAAGCUGUGUGCAAUGGUGCCAGUUUGUAAUGCCGACCGCAUAACAAUUGAUGGUAAUGAGCAUAUUGCUCAUAGGUUGGAUCUAGCCGGUAAAAUGGAACCGGCUUUAGGAAUUAUUGGUACUGAUGGUUCGGCAGCAUCGUUAUGCUCUGCACUGCACGGAUUUGGCGCAUCAGUUAUUACUGGACAAACUGCUGCUAAAAAGCAGCUCGAUUCAAAUCCAUCAUCUAAUACAAAUGUUGACCAGCCAUUUAUCCAGCCUGUAUCAGUCAGUGAGCAAGAUAUUCAGCAUCAAGAGCGGCGUGUUUUGGAUAUGCGUAAAAGAUUGCAGGAGGCCCGUAAGCAUUUUCACAUGUAA